Drosophila melanogaster (fruit fly) is the source of this 1016-nucleotide messenger RNA. RefSeq lists its product as uncharacterized. The transcript has 4 exons. The coding region runs from base 1 to 708 and encodes 235 amino acids. NCBI's taxonomy places the organism in Eukaryota, Metazoa, Arthropoda, Insecta, Diptera, Drosophilidae. The record is from RefSeq and is marked reviewed.
AUGUUUGCUAAAGUUAAACCGCGCACCCCUCUGGGUAACAACCAAGCUCAAUUUAAGAGCCAACUGACCAACAACGUCUCGCAAUUGAAUCGCAGUUUUCCAACGGCCGCUGAACUUUUGCGCAAAAAUAGCACCCAAUUGCGGCAAACAAAACUAACUGUCUGUCGUAAGGAUAAUAAGCUAAUAUACGAUGGAUUCGUGGAGGAAGCUGUGAAAGUUCAGCCCAAAAAGGAGAACGUUCCAUCACCGAUUAUUCUGGAAAAAUCCAGUUGCGAAAUGUCAGCCAAAAAGGAAUCAGCGGAGUUGCCAAGCUCCCCGAUGUUGAAGCCAGGACGAAACUUAAUUAGUUUAAUUGGUCGCGUGGAUUUCUGCCUUAAAACUCAAAAAAUGUAUCCGGAAAUUAAUGCUAUUUGGAAUGUUUACGGAAAAUUGCUACGGAUCAUUGUGGGAAAACGUGGAGAACACACCUUGCUCGUGCGAAACAAAGAAUCGGGGCCCGUCCUUCAGGGAAUUUACUACGAUUUCGAAGGCGUUAUGAGUACUUGGAGCCCAGGCUGCUUUGUCCAUCUCGUGGGCCAGUUUAUUGGCGAAAAUCGCUUGAAAACAUUUAAGAUUGACCAGGUAAGCGACAUUGACUGGCAACAGCAAUUUCUGCGCAUUGAAAAUGUUACCUCGUAUAUUUUAUUGCAAAACACUAUGCAAAAGUAAUUUAUUUUUUAAGGAUACAGUUUUCUUGAGAUUUUUAGGCCAGGCGAUAGUGUACUUUUCACAAGGUAUAAAUAUGCUAGCCUAAGCUUUUCGAUCCUGGCCUCCAAUCAACAGUGAAAUGUUUCAUUUUGUACUUUUGUAGUUUACAAAUCAUGAAUAAUUUAUAGAGUUAGUAACUUAUAAUUAAUAUACCUAGGAAAUAAGUUAGCUUCAAAAUGCCCCCUGACGAUUCUCUCCAGGAGCAUUGCACAGUUUCAAGGACUACAACAAAUACAAAUUCCGAAGUGGGCGUAUAAAGUCUAAUACUG